AUGCCCCAGACAGGUCCUUCAUCGUCCCCAGCACUGGGCAUCCGCCUUGAACGAAACCAACGUUCAUAUUCUCCAGGCGACACAAUUAUUGGCUGUGUUUACCGAAAAAGUCCUGUCGUGAGUCCAGACUCAUCAGUUUCCAUCUCUCUAUCUGGGAGGACCAAAUCCAAGAUAGUGGUCCAUCGCGCAAAUAACAACACAAGUACUUACCGAGGCCGCUUCAAUCUCAUCCCCGAGUCUGCUUACUCCCAAAAGAUCUUCCAAGGCCCGCUCCAUAUUGAAACCGACGGCGAUGAGCAGACAUGGCCGUUUGCGAUAACACUGCCAAAGUAUGUAGACCCGAGAUACUUGCAAGGCGGGGGCGAAGACGAGAGCUUUAUACCUCUUGGCGCAACAGACUACGUUCUACCAUCGACCUAUACACUUCGCGCCCUUGGAAACACCGAGGGCUUUGUCGAGUACUUUUUGAAAGCUACCUUGAGGGUCACCAGAAAAGGUCAUAUUGAUAUGACUGAAGCUUUCCGUCCGUUCAAUGUCAUCAACCUCAGUCCUGACCCUCCCAUAGCCGACUUUAGGCUCAAAGGGUCACGGAGUCGUCAGACCAUUUCGAGCUAUCGCCUUGUCCCAGGUAUGGAAGACGUCAAGUUAUCAUUUUCUCAGAAGAUAAAGCAGUCUUUCAGCACUUCUAGUGUACCAGAAUUCGUCUACAAUCUUCUCGUUGAUGUCCCAUCCGUCAUUCAACUCGAAAACCCAACUCCGAUCCCGUUCAAGUUACGAGUCGUCCCGGAUUUGAGUGGGACAAGCGAAAUCAUCAAGGAAGUCCCACAAAAGGUCAAACUAUCAUCAAUUUCGAUGCGAAUCGCCAGCAGCACCGAGGUCAUUUGCAAAGGAACUCUGUAUCCCCAUAAAAAGGUGAAACGCGAGGAGAUUGACCUGUGCGUUGAGAGUGCCAUAAACAGAAUUCAGGACGACAUCUAUAUCCCCUGCACAGAUGACGGACCCCCACUCGACAUUGGAGCCAUACUCGAUUUGCGUCUUGAACAACCACGACCUGGUUCUCCUCAUCGACCAAGCAAUUUACCAAAACUCAACCCUACCUUUACCACUUACAACAUUCGUCAUUCGCACAGGCUGACAUGGAAGGUCAUAGGUGAAAUAGCGGGAGAGCGCUUUAGUGCGAUGGGUGCAGUCCCGUUGAAGAUCUUGAAGCCAAGCGACGAGCGAGGGCGACUGGGUGAUAAGACCUCAGUUCAAAGGACGGAAACUGAAGCUGCAUUUGACGGUGCACCAGGUCCGUCUCAAUUGCAAAGGAACGAAUCGUGGAUCCAGCCUCCGGAUGAAGAUGACGCACCCCCAAGCUUUACUGAAGUACUCGAGGAAGACAAAGGAGCUCAGAUAGCUGCUUUCCUUCAUGCACCCCUUCACCCUCAGCGUCUCGAGAAGCUUAGAGCUUUGCCAACUGCCAAGAUUGUUGAGGCAGCCUCGUCUAUCAACAAGGCAGCUUUCUCACCACUGGCCGACAAAAGCUUCUUUCCGAUUAUUCCCAAUUACCUCAACCACGCAAAGAUACUAUCCGAGUGCUCCUGGGUAGAUGCCAUCGUCGCGGGUGAUGCAGUCUUUGAGGGCUAUCUGUUUGCCCACAACCUCAUGGAUGUGCGGCCUGAAGUCUUUUACAAGCACGUAGAAAAUGCACUUGGAGUAGAAAAUUCCAAGAGAGUACUAGAGAUAUACGAAAUAUCCACAGUCAUGGAUCAAAACUUGUUCUGGACCAGGUUAUGCACAUUAUGUGGCGAUGUCAUGUUCUCAUUACCUUGCCACAUCCUAUCAAGAGAGCUAUGGCAGAGUGGCAAGAAACAACAUCGCUGUAUCCUCUCACUGCGCAAUCCCUUCCCUGGUUCCUUCUUCUCCAACGUUCUUGGCCAUCACUUCAUCGAACUCAUCUACCAAUUCAUGACCUUCACGGAGCGUCUCCCUCUCCAGAGACAGCGCGAUGUCUGCGUCGGCUUUGUGCGACGAUGGACGGCCUUCGCCUAUGGAGAAGAGCCUUGGUCUCAGUACACAUGGGUCGAUGAGGCGGUGGCGGUGGCAGAUUCCCGUGAGAGAUGGGUCGUGCGAUCACGAGUGAAGGACUUGGAGGUUUCUACAUAUGAUGAGGGCGGCCAGCGUCGAUAUGAGAAGUGGGAAGCAUUGGAUGAGGUGUUUCGAUCACUAGGGGACAAGGCGCCCGCAGCGGUUGAAGCUCUUAGUUUUCCGACAUUGGUAACUUUGGGAAACAGGUGA
Fusarium tjaetaba is the source of this 2280-nucleotide messenger RNA. RefSeq lists its product as uncharacterized. The transcript is spliced from 4 exons. Lineage: Eukaryota; Fungi; Ascomycota; Sordariomycetes; Hypocreales; Nectriaceae. The coding region runs from base 1 to 2280 and encodes 759 amino acids. The record is from RefSeq and is a predicted model, not a curated record.